Messenger RNA from Saxophila tyrrhenica, 3765 nucleotides. RefSeq names its product serine/threonine-protein kinase gin4 (gene GIN4). Bases 1 to 3765 code for a protein of 1254 amino acids. Gene Ontology annotation, molecular function: ATP binding; protein serine/threonine kinase activity. Gene Ontology annotation, biological process: protein phosphorylation; intracellular signal transduction. The transcript is spliced from 3 exons. Gene Ontology annotation, cellular component: cytoplasm. The record is from RefSeq and is a predicted model, not a curated record. Lineage: Eukaryota; Fungi; Ascomycota; Dothideomycetes; Mycosphaerellales; Extremaceae.
AUGGCCGACCGCUAUCGUCACAAUCGCCAACCGGGCACAAGGCAGCCUUUGGGCGAGCUGCGAAACCAAGCCAACACGCCACCGGUUCAGCAGCGGCGGGCGAGGCCCAGCAAGGCCGUUUCGACAUCACCGCAGAAUCUACCUCACAACGAGUCGCUCGAGCCCAAUGGCUCUCUCGCCAUCCGCGGAAGCAAUCCUAGUUCGCCAGAGUACAAGCGCAUCUCACAGAUUGCGAGCGAGGAGCAGCCACGAGAAUCCAAGCGCAACUCUGCCAUCUCAACGACGUCCACCAACGCUUCAGCAACAGGCCGGAAACGCAAAACCUACAUCGGCCAGUGGCAGCUGGGCAAGACCAUCGGCAAAGGCGGCUGCUCACGCGUUCGCGUGGUGAGGCACAAGACGCGGCACCAAUACGGCGCGGUCAAGAUCAUCACGCGUGCGACUGCCGAGAACACGCGCGCGCAGAGUCUGGCAAAUCUCAUUGAGAGCACCAAGAGUAGCAUGUCUAGCGCUUCUGGACACAGGCCGAUCCCAUAUGGACUGGAACGGGAGAUUGCAGUCAUGAAGCUGCUCGAACACCCCAACAUCGUGCGGCUGUUUGACGUGUGGGAGAACCGCAAUGAGCUCUACCUUAUCAUGGAAUAUGUCGACGGUGGCGAACUGUUUCACUACGUUGAUGAGCGCAAGGGGCUGCCCGAAGACGAAACAGUCUACAUCUUCCGCCAAAUUGUAUCAGCACUGUUGUACUGCCACCGUCUCCUCAUCUGCCACCGCGACCUCAAGCCGGAGAACAUCCUGCUGAACCGGGAGAACCUGACAGUGAAGCUUAUCGAUUUUGGCAUGGCCGCUCUCCAGCCUGCAGGUCGACAGCUCAGUACGCCGUGCGGCAGUCCUCACUACGCCGCCCCAGAAGUUGUUAGCAGCAGACCAUACGACGGGACCCAAGCAGAUGUCUGGAGCUGUGGCGUUAUAUUGUACGUCAUGCUUACCGGAACCACGCCAUACAACUACUCCGAAGAGGGUGACAUCCGCGUCCUCUUCCGCGACAUCGCCAAGGCAGACUACCAUCUGCCGCCCGGACUCGGCGCAGAGGCGAAGGACCUCAUCAGUCGCAUAUUUGUACCAGAUCCGAAGAAGAGGAUCACGAUGGACGGUGUUUGGGAACACGCACUCUUGCACAAGUACGACAGGCAGUUUGGAUACGAUGGUCGGAUGGGGAGCAAGGAGGCUGCCAUUGGGCCAAUACCCACCUUGACGGACUUCAAAGUGAACCGCAUCCAGGACAUUGACCGCGAGAUCCUGCGCAACAUGCGCACCUUGUGGCACAGUGAGCCGGAGCGGAGUCUUGUACAGAAGCUGCUCAACAACGACAUCAACCAGGAGAAGCUGUUCUACGCUGCCUUGGUGAAGCAUCGAGAUGAGAAUUUGGAGAACUACUCAGGCCCGGACGACAUGGAUUACUCGAACAGCGACUAUCAUCAUAACCAGGCACCGAAGCAUCUGGAUGUUCCGCCAGUACCAGUCCCUGCUGGCAGAUCUCAAUCACAAUAUUCCAUUUUGAACGACGAGCACCUUCGACCAGCAGAGAGUUUCGUCAACUCACCACCUUCGGUCAGCAGCUAUGACCCUUACAGAGCGUCCAAGGAUCCCAUCGUAAACGGCAGAGGCGAGUAUGUCAAUGUUACUGUACACCGCAAUGGCAGCCGGGGCACUCUUCAGGCCAGUGUCACCCGCAGUCUUCGUCACCAGAACGCCUUGCGCAUCGAGGUCAUGAAGCAGGGUGGACGUCGUGCAUCCAAUCUCUCCUCGUCUAGCCUGGCGCAUUCUGCAAACAGCAAAGGCUCAGUGAGACGAUCUUCCGCCUCCGAUCACUCCAUGACCAGCUCCAUGUGGCCAAGCAGCCCGCCUAUGAUCGCGAAGAUGCGCCCUUCAGACCGGCACAAGAGGCAAGUGAGCUUUGGGCAUCUGCGACGCUCGUCAAUAACAAGUGGCCUGGUCUCCCAGACAUCGGAGAAGACGCCGCCCACGCCUAGCAUCCCGGACACGUUGCGCGACCGACGCACGUUGCGACCAGCCAACCCACAGCCUCCGAGUUCCAGCCCUGUGGCACCGGUUCAUCAGCCUGUGCGCUCGAAGAAGGAGAAACAUGCAGUGCUCGAGACUCCGCGCAUCAAGGUGCGUAAGCCAGCGGAGACGCCGAGCCAGAACAUGCGAAGGGAUAUCCGCAAGCACAGUGCAGAGCUGGAGAAGGCUUGCGAGGAGGCCUUCUUCCGCAGUUCUGUCGGCUCGAGCUUGACCGCGCAGUCGACUUUCUCGGAGAAGAAUGGGCCGUUCGACACACCACCAUCUUCAGUGUCGAGAGGAGGGUCUGGCACGUUUGAACAGAUCAAGCCCAAGUCUGUCGCUCGUCCGCUACCAGACGUUCCAAAGGACACACCUAAUACGUACCUCACGAAGACGCUGGCGGAGACAAGAGAGAAGCUGGCUGCAUAUCAGUCGAGCGGUGACGACAAUACUGCGAAGUUUGAGGAGGUCAUGAAGAUGCUUGAGACCAUCAUGCCAGGGUCACGUCUUGUUGAUGAGAAGCGGACUACAUCUGCUCCUGAGACCAAGACUGGUGGCCAUCCCAACUUCCUUCCAGUGAUCUCGGAGGAGAGCGACCAACGCAGCCAACGUCAAGGUACCAGCAACUGGCAGCGAUCUGUCACUGCGCCUGUGCAGAAGGACAGUCGGCCGGUCGACAAGACUAUUCGCGUUGUCCCGCCGUCCCCAUCUGGAUUUGUCGCGCCGCUCAACGUCCGCAAGCAAAGCAAUGGAAGUGAGGCCAGCAGUGGUCCGAACAGAACAUUGAGCGUGAAGACUUCCGCGGAUCGACUGAGCUCUCGUCAUGCUGAUGCGCAAGCUGGAGGGCUGGAGGUCAUUGACGAGGAUACCACGCUCACGGCCACACCCGCAGUCCUCCGCAAGAAGAGAUCCGGGUGGUUCGGGCUUGGGAAGAAGGUUACGAAUCAAGACAGCAAGCCCAGCCCUUCAGAGACACCAUCGAGCUUCCAGGAGAUCGACGACCGCCAACAGAGACGGCCUUCGAGAGUGCUUAGCAAGCCGCCUCCUGAGAAGGCUACUUCAGAGGAGCCUCCUCUUUCGGCGCAGUCGAGCGAGUUUCCGACCCGGAAGGAUAAGCUGUCAGGCGCGAAGAAAGGUCUGUCAAGGUGGCUGGGAAAGAAGAGUGGUGACAAGGCGGAGGAAGAGGCCUCAGCGGCAGAACCUACCUUCACCAAUCGUUCGCUCGACUCCCUCUUCUCCGCAGCAUCACCCGUUCCAUCAAGCGACGACAGCCCACCCUCAACCGGCCCCGAGCGCUCCUGGUUCGCCCGGUUCUUCCACAUCAAGCCCGCAGUGAAAGUCGUCUGCUUCUCCAUCCCACGCGGUCGAGCACGCCAGGAACUCGUCAUCCUGCUCCGUGAGUGGCAGCGCCACGGUGUGCAAGACCUCCAGUACUCCCGCGAGACGAACACGAUCACCGCGAGUGUGGGCAAGCACAAUGCGCUGGACAUCAAGCCCGUCAGCUUCCGCAUCGAGCUCUUCGUCGUGCUGGAGCAUGGACGUAAGGUUGGGUUGUCGAUUGCGCGGUUCGUGCAGACGAAGGGGGCUGCGAGUGGGUUCAAGAGGGUGAUUGAGGUUGUGGAUGGGGUCAUGAGAGGGAGAGGGUGGUUGGUCGAAGACGAAGAGAAGUGGAGGGCGUUGAGUGAGGUCGUUGGUGGGUGA